CAAGCAUCCAACACCUCAACUAUCCACCUAAUCCCUCAUAGAAAUCCCCUCAGCUCUACCCUCCAACCCCAAACAAACCAAUAAACCCCUCCCACCCCAUCCACCCCAAUCUUUAAAAAAAAUCCAAAAUGGUCUGCGCCAAAUGCCAAAAAAAACUCAAACAAACCGAACUAGCCACCCCGGGCGUAAAGCGCAAGAGCGAGAUGUACUACGGCUCCCCCGCGACCAGCGGCAGCGCCAGCAGCAGUCACACAGACAAAUCGAAAGCCACGUUAGGGAACACGGGGAUCGGGAAGAGUAAACUCCUCAGCUCCAAGGCUAAGAAUCCCUACGCGGCGUACUCGUCCUCGUGCGAGAUGUGCAAGACCAAGACCGAGCAGGGCCGGAAGUACUGCCAGCGGUGCGCUUAUCAGAAGAAUUGUUUGUCCCCCUGUUCUUCUGUUGUGUGCUUCGCGAGAGGGGUUGUGUUGUGUUUUUUUUAUGGGAAUAACACAAGUUAGUUAAGUUACUGACGGGUAGAUCUAGCUUGUCCGAUGUGUGGGAAGAGUUUGGCCAAGGGGGUGGUGGCUAAGGGGCAGCCGGUUGUGCAGGGGCAGAAGUUUAAUUUGAAGUGAAUGGUUCUAUUUUGUGGUUUGGUUUGUUGUUUGGGUGUUAUGAUUUGUCCUUAUCAUCGGGGGGAUAUCUCUCUCGUGAGUGGCAUGGCGUUCAGGGGUGCAAUUGCAAGGGAAAGGUCAAGGCAGCAGACGGUUGUUUGCACAUGAUAUCCAACAGUUAACUGGAAUAAGAACUUUGGUAGUAAAGAAAGCUAGUUAUACAUGACACACACACGCAGACACAUACAAAAUGAUAUAUGCAAAUAUUCCC
Aspergillus aculeatinus CBS 121060 is the source of this 864-nucleotide messenger RNA. RefSeq names its product cysteine-rich PDZ-binding protein. Bases 129 to 500 code for a protein of 123 amino acids. The transcript has 2 exons. Gene Ontology annotation, biological process: cytoplasmic microtubule organization. NCBI's taxonomy places the organism in Eukaryota, Fungi, Ascomycota, Eurotiomycetes, Eurotiales, Aspergillaceae. The record is from RefSeq and is a predicted model, not a curated record. Gene Ontology annotation, molecular function: microtubule binding.